AUGUUGACUGCACAGUUUUUGUUCGCCUUAUCUUCAUCAAUUGCAAUCUUGCUGGAUUUCCUCAUUGAUUCUGUGCGCCCGUCAUCUUUACUCUCACUUGCAACGGCCUCUAUCGCUUUUGACGGAUCUCAAGAAGACGUCAAGAAAGUUGGAGCUUCUCAAAUGUAUGAUAGCAGUGCGAUCACGUGCCAUUUCACUUUAUCACAUCUGUUUCUGGUUCAGCAUGGGAGGCCAAUAACGGCUCCAAAGCUUGUGUAUGAAUACAGACUGGCUGGGUCGUUCAUUGUUUUUCGUUGUGACAGAUGA
Molecule: messenger RNA, 306 nt
Organism: Cylicocyclus nassatus
Lineage: Eukaryota; Metazoa; Nematoda; Chromadorea; Rhabditida; Strongylidae
Source: the annotation of a GenBank genome assembly